This is a messenger RNA of Cajanus cajan (pigeon pea), 991 nucleotides long. NCBI's taxonomy places the organism in Eukaryota, Viridiplantae, Streptophyta, Magnoliopsida, Fabales, Fabaceae. The record is from RefSeq and is a predicted model, not a curated record.
UAUUAUUCUAUUAUUUCUUUGACGAAAAUCAGAAACCCGUCAAAAGUCAAAACCUUUUCGUUUCUCUGACUUUUUUUUUUGAAAACAUGGCAUCUCCCACCGUCACCCAGACCCCACCGGUUCUCCCGGUCUCAAACCCGCAAUUCCAAACCACAACAACAACAACAACCAAAUCCGAAGCAAAACCCGAACCCGAACCAGCGUUCCGCGCGGUCCUAAGCUACGUGACGGGGUCCCUCCGGCAGAGCCUCUCGCAGCGGCGGCCGUGGGCGGAGCUGGGGGACCGCAGCGCGCUCUCGAAGCCGCUGUCGUUCUCGGAGGCGAGCCUCCGCAUGCGGCACAACGUGUCGUACUUCCGCGUGAACUACUACGUGGUGGUUUCGGUGAUCCUGGCCGUGUCGCUCCUGACGAGUCCCACAUCGCUCUUCCUCCUAGCGGCGCUGCUGGCCUCCUGGCUAUUUCUAUACCUGCUCCGCCCCGCCGACCAGCCGCUCCGCCUCUUCGGCCGCACCUUCUCCGACUUCGAGACGCUCUCGCUCCUCGGCGCCGCCACCUUCGUGCUGCUCUUCCUCACCUCGCUCGGCUCCCUCCUCGUCACCGCCUUCACGCUCUCCGUGGCGCUCGUCGCCGCGCACGCCGCCUUCAGGGUCCCCGAGGAUCUCUUCCUCGACGAGCGCCAGGGGGAGCAGUCCGCCGGCUUCUUCUCCAUCCUCCGCGCCGCCGUCGCCGCGCCCCCCGCCGCGUCGCCCGUCCCCGGCCGCGGCUGAUCCCACUGUACACCACAUGACGUCGUGACUUCGGUCUCUCCUCUGCGUCCAUCCACGGUUCAUCCACAGUCGCUGAUUCCUUCAUGCAUUGCUUUAACUUGAAUCAAUAUUAGGAACUUUUUACGCAUUUUUAUUUUAUUUUAUGGUUUUUACGUUUUUCAUGUCCACACUAAACUUUAUAAUUAUUUUUAGUUUUAUAAUUAAAAAUAUUCCAUCUUUUUAAA